Molecule: messenger RNA, 900 nt
Organism: Aspergillus melleus
Lineage: Eukaryota; Fungi; Ascomycota; Eurotiomycetes; Eurotiales; Aspergillaceae
Product: class I SAM-dependent methyltransferase
Exons: 3
Coding region: 1-900 (299 amino acids)
Molecular function (GO): methyltransferase activity
Source: RefSeq, a predicted model, not a curated record
AUGGAAAAUGGAAGACGCUACCACAAAUACCACGAGGGCACAUAUCUCUAUCCCAAUGAUGAACAGGAGUUGGACCGUUUGGAUAUGCAACAUCAUAUGAUUAAACUCAUCAACGAUGGACGACUAUUCCUUGCUCCCAUACAGAACCCAAAACGAAUCCUCGACAUCGGAACUGGAUCUGGUAUAUGGCCCAUUGAGAUGGCGACCGAGUUUCCAAAUGCUCAGAUUGUUGGUACGGAUCUGUCCCCCGUUCAACCAACCGAAGUUCCCGAAAAUGUUCACUUUCUCGUGGAUGAUGCCACAGAGGAUGACUGGCUAUGGGAGCCCGAGCACUUCGACUACAUCCACACGGCACACCUGGUAGGAGCACUGCCUUCAUACAAGGAUCUGCUGCGGAAAAUCUUCAAACAUCUGAAACCGGGUGGCUAUAUUGAGUGUCACGAAUUCGAUCCCAAACCGAGAUGCGACGACGGAACGAUGCCGCCCGAGGACCCCGACAGCUUCAGCGAAUUCGCCCUGCAGGACUGGUGUGAUCUAGAAAUCCGAUCGGGUCAGAUUUCCGACCCUCCCCGGCAAUUCCGAGUAGCUCAUAGACUUGCGCGAUGGAUGAGAGAAGUGGGUUUCGUCGAUGUUGAACAAAAAAUCCAUAAAGUCCCGACGAAUACCUGGCCGACCGAUCCGCAGCUGAGAACCAUUGGUGCUUGGAGCGAAACGAACUGGCUCGAGGCCCUAGCUGGCUGGUCAUAUAAGCCCCUCAGUCUUCUGGGGUGGUCGAAACCCGAAAUUGAAGUCUUCCUCGUUGAUGUUCGAAAGAGCAUCCAGAACCGCGACGUCCACUGCUACACAGAUUACUAUAUCGUGACCGGGAGGAAACCUCACGAGGGGGAACAGGCUUCUUAG